Messenger RNA from Cucurbitaria berberidis CBS 394.84, 717 nucleotides. RefSeq names its product class I glutamine amidotransferase-like protein. The record is from RefSeq and is a predicted model, not a curated record. Lineage: Eukaryota; Fungi; Ascomycota; Dothideomycetes; Pleosporales; Cucurbitariaceae. The coding region runs from base 1 to 717 and encodes 238 amino acids. The transcript has a single exon.
AUGGUCGACCAGCAGCCCUUCAAUGUCCUCGUCUUCAGCAAAACUUCUGGCUACCGCCACAGCUCCAUACCUGCCGGUAUAUCGUCUAUCCACUCCCUCUCAGCACAGACUAAGCUCUUCACCGUCCACGCCAGCGAAGAUGCCUCUAUCUUCACACCGCCGACACUUGCCCGCUACUCUGUAAUCCUGCUGCUACAGUGCAUUGGCAACAUCUUUGAAGAAGAGCAGUUCCAAGCGCUGAAAAGCUUCGUGAGAAAUGGAGCAGGCGUUGUAGCGAUACACGGCGCUGCGGCGGGGAUGCCUGAUGAUGAUUGGUAUGGGCAAUUAAUCGGCGCACACUUUGAUAUGCAUCCCGAUGCCGAACCCGGCACUAUCCUCGUCGAAUCCUCCGCUCGGAAUCACUACAUUGUCGCUGGUUGUGGUGAGCGACAAGGCUGGAUGGACGAAUGGUACAAUUUCCGCACACAUCCACGGGACAAUUCGAACUUGCAGAUCUUGCUCAAGGGCGAUAUGAAGAGCUUCAAUGGCGGGAAGAUGGGCGAUGAUCAUCCGCUUGUGUGGUGUCAGGAGUUUGAUGGUGGAAGGAGUUUCUUUACUGCGUUGGGGCAUUUUGAUGAGGCGUAUAGAGAUGAAUGGUUCUUAAAACAGAUCUUGGGGGGCAUUUUGUGGGCAGCCAGACGGGAGAAGGAUAUGGAUGGGGCUACUACGAGUGGUUGA